AUGUGACUUCACCGGCUGUGAUGGAUUAUCCUCCCAUUUGCAGUGUUGUCCCGACCUCAUUAAAAUCAAGAUAUGACAAGAUCAGGGAUGCAUUUAAGACACGGUUUGGUGAUGAUCCAAGUUUUUUUGCCAAAGCUCCUGGCCGAGUUAACUUAAUAGGGGAACACAUCGACUACUGUGGUUAUGCCGUCCUUCCAAUGGCCAUUGAACAGGAUGUCGUGUUUGCAGUGCGACCCAAUGACUCAGAGAAAAUAACACUCACCAACACUGACCCGGAAUUUCAAGAUUUCGAGUGCAGUAUAAAUGACAUCAGCAUCGACAAGUCGAACCCGAAGUGGUACUACUAUGCACUGUGUGGUGUGAAGGGCGUGUUGGAGCACUGCGGGGAAGAACAUCCCAGGGGUUUUAGCUGUACGGUGGACGGGACAGUACCUCGCAGUGCCGGUCUCUCUAGCUCCAGUGCCUUGGUCUGCUGUGCAGCAAUCAGCAUGAUCCACGCUAAUGGAUGGAAGCUAACCAAGAAGGAGUUGUCUAAUGUCUGUGCAUACUGUGAACACUACAUUGGCACGGAGGGUGGAGGAAUGGACCAAGCUAUCUGCUUCAUGGCUCAGGAAGGAAAGGCAAAACUGAUCGAAUUCAACCCCUUGAAAUCGACAGAUGUACAGUUACCCGAGGGUGCUGUGUUUGUGAUCAGUAACAGCUGUGUGGAGCUAAACAAGGCCGCCACAUCUGAUUUCAACAUCCGAGUUGUGGAAGGAAGAAUUGCCUCACAGAUUAUCGCCAAGGCAAAAGGCUUGGACUGGCAAAGUCUGAAGAGACUUGGUGAUCUGCAGAAGAAGCUUGGCGUGGACUUGACAAACAUGACGAACAUAGUGAAGUCUGAGCUGCACGUUGAACCGUACAGUAAGAAGGAAGUUUGUCAGAUACUGGACGUUACUCCAGAGGAGCUCGCUAAGACGACACUGAGUGCCAACACUCUUACAGUCGAAUCAUUCAAACUGUACCAGCGCGCCCUGCACGUGUUCGAAGAGGCUCACCGAGUCUGGGAAUUCAAACGACUUGGUGAGGAGCAAGCACCCGAUGUGCUGAAGAAACUAGGUCAGCUAAUGAGCGACAGCCACACGAGUUGUCGAGACCUGUACGAGUGUAGUCACCCCGAUUUAGACCAGCUCGUUAACAUCUGUAUGAAGGCUGGUGCCCUCGGGUCCAGAUUGACAGGAGCUGGCUGGGGUGGAUGUGCGGUGUCGAUGGUUCCAACUGAAGAUGUCGAGUUGUUCCUCUCAACCGUGCGAGAUCAGUUCUAUCGGACACGCCCAGACCGCGCUGCCAUGGUAACCUCAUCACUGUUUGCCACGCGGCCAGCAGGUGGAGCUGCAGUAUUUGUGGUGUGAAGUAGUCAAGACACAUUGUGUAAAUAUUUACUAGUCAGAAACAGUGGAAACAAACUCAGGGCAGUGCAUUUGGCCAAAAAUACCUGACAAACGUUUACUGGAAUAUAUAUUUUUAAAAAUUUAAUUACAACAUCAUUGGGACUAAAAUUAAUUAUGAAAUAUUGAUGAGGGAUAAAUAGGUUUAUUGUUGGUGAUUGAAUUGCUUGUGGUGUUGGAUAUUCACAUUUUUGCAAAUGAUCUCCUUUUGUAUUUGAAUGAUUUUAUAGACAUGAUUUUUUUUCACAGCAUCUAAUGACGGCUGGGUUAAUUAUCGCCUUGAUUGUUUGUUUUUUUGCGAUAUAUUGCAAUAUGUGUGAUAUGCAUUACAUUUUAUAUUUCUACUUAAAUAAACAACAUAGCCAACAA
This is a messenger RNA of Gigantopelta aegis, 1796 nucleotides long. RefSeq names its product N-acetylgalactosamine kinase-like. The transcript is spliced from 9 exons. NCBI's taxonomy places the organism in Eukaryota, Metazoa, Mollusca, Gastropoda, Neomphalida, Peltospiridae. The coding region runs from base 21 to 1391 and encodes 456 amino acids. Gene Ontology annotation, cellular component: cytosol; cytoplasm. Gene Ontology annotation, biological process: carbohydrate phosphorylation; galactose metabolic process. The record is from RefSeq and is a predicted model, not a curated record. Gene Ontology annotation, molecular function: ATP binding; galactokinase activity.